AUGGACGGCGCCGGUCAAGAAGAUAUUGAUUUGUAUGGUGAGUCUGCCCCCGGACUUAUCGAUACCGGCCCUCUCUCUCUUCCUUCCCCCGUCUCUCACCAGGCCGCUGACAAUGUCUCCCCAGAGCUGCUCGGUGUAGACAAGAGCGCCACCCCGGACCAGAUCAAGAAGGCUUACCGCAAGCUUGCUCUGCAACACCACCCCGACAAGGUGCCCGAGGACCGCCGAGAAGAGUCCGAAGCCAAGUUCAAGUCCGUAACACAAGCCUACGAGAUCCUGCGCGAUGAGGACAAGCGGGAGAUGUACGACCGCCACGGCAUGGCCGCCUUCGACCCCAGCCGGGGCGGCGGCAUGGGCCAGGAGGCCGAUAUCAACGACAUCCUGGCACAGAUGUUCGGCAUGGGCAUGGGCGGCGGCGGCAUGCCCGGCAUGCCCGGCGGCGGCCGACGCGGGCCCAUGAAGGGCCCCGACGAGCAGACGACGUACAGCGUCUCGCUGGAGGAUCUGUACAAGGGCAAGACGGUCAAGUUCGCCGCCGACAAGCAGGUCGUCUGCGGCACCUGCAAGGGCUCCGGCGCCAAGGAGAAGGUCCACGUCAACACGUGCGACCGCUGCAAGGGCCGCGGCCGCGUCGAGGCCUUCCGCCAGGUCGGCCCCGGCAUGGUGACCCGCGAGGCCGCCGUGUGUGACCGCUGCGAGGGCUCCGGCAAGUCCAUCAAGGAGAAGGACCGGUGCAAGAAGUGCAAGGGCAAGCGCGUCGUCAAGGAGAGGAAGCCGCUCGAGAUCUACAUCCCCCGCGGCUCCAUGCAGGGCGAGCGCAUCGUCCUGGAGGGCGAGGCCGACCAGGAGCCCGACAUGAAGCCCGGCGACUUUGUCUUUGUGCUGGAGGAGGAGCCGCACGACGUCUUCCACCGCAUCGGCGCCGACCUGUCGGCGGACCUCGAGGUCACCCUCGCCGAGGCCCUCGGCGGCUUCUCGCGCGUCGUCCUGACCCACCUCGACGGCCGCGGCAUCCAGAUCACCCACCCCCGCGGCAAGAUCCUGCGGCCCGGCCAGGUGCUCAAGGUCGAGGGCGAGGGCAUGCCGCAGAAGCGCGGCGAGGACAAGGGCGACCUGUACCUGAUGGUCAAGGUCAACUUCCCCGAGGACGGGUGGCUGAAGGGCGACAGCCAGUACGACAGCCUGCUCAAGAUCCUGCCCGGCCCCGCCGAGCCGAUCAAGGCGGACGAGGUUGACGACGUGGAAUACGACGAUGAUGCGGACAUUGAAGAGAUGGGCGCUCAAUCGGGAGACCCGCGAUACCAGAACGAGUGGGCGGACGACGACGACGAGCCUGGCCAGGCCCAGUGUGCGCAGCAGUAA
Molecule: messenger RNA, 1362 nt
Organism: Neoarthrinium moseri
Lineage: Eukaryota; Fungi; Ascomycota; Sordariomycetes; Amphisphaeriales; Apiosporaceae
Exons: 3
Coding region: 1-1362 (453 amino acids)
Biological process (GO): protein refolding; response to heat
Cellular component (GO): cytoplasm
Molecular function (GO): Hsp70 protein binding; ATP binding
Source: RefSeq, a predicted model, not a curated record